AUGCGGCCCUUGGCCAAGGGUGGCGCGCUGCCCGUGGACGGCCUCUCUGGACAGCUGGAGAUCCACCUCGGGGCGGGGGCAAGACGGUCGCGAUCCCCGCAGGCUCCCGUCCCUGCGGGCGCUGCCCUCUCCGCCGAGGACACUGGCGAGCACAGAUGUGUCGAGUCGGCAAAAAUCCGAGCCAAAUACCCUGACCGUGUCCCGGUCAUAGUGGAGAAAGUCUCAGGAUCUCAGAUUGUCGAUAUUGACAAGAGGAAGUACUUAGUUCCAUCUGACAUCACCGUGGCCCAGUUCAUGUGGAUCAUCAGGAAGAGGAUUCAACUGCCAUCUGAGAAAGCAAUAUUCCUCUUUGUAGACAAGACUGUCCCACAAUCCAGCUUAACUAUGGGACAACUUUAUGAGAAGGAAAAGGAUGAGGAUGGAUUCUUGUAUGUUGCCUACAGUGGAGAGAACACAUUUGGGUUCUGAAUGGUGGGUCUUGGCUACUAUAUCAUCCUGCUGUGUAUCUUGUAAAUAGCUGAUCAUUUUCUGUUCUGACAUCCACAGAAGUUCCUUCUAUAUACAUGCAUUUGUAACUGGAUUUAUUUCUUAAUAUAUUGCUAGGUCUUGUUUUAUUAGACUGUUAAAUUAUAUAAAAAAAGUUUUGUUGGUUUUGUGCAUUUUUUUUUUUCUCAUGGCUAUGAAUUCCCAGAGCCUCGCUCCUUUGGGGGAUACAUUUGAUGACAUUGAUAAAUAACAAAGCAAAGUAGUUGGGCUAUUAAAACAUGAAAAGAAGAAUAUGCAUUUAUUCUGUUUUGAGGUGUUAGUUUAAGAAAAAUAAAACCAUUAAAUUAGUAUUGGGAGCACUGGAUUUGCUAGCUUAUCCUAAGCAGGAGCAAGAUGCUGAUCAUGUUGAAAUGAGCUAAUAUGUUCCUCUUUCUCAAUUAACAAACACAUACAAUAAAAAUUCCUGUC
Charadrius vociferus (killdeer) is the source of this 954-nucleotide messenger RNA. It is a transcript of the gene GABARAPL2, whose product is annotated as GABA(A) receptor-associated protein-like 2. Gene Ontology annotation, biological process: cellular response to nitrogen starvation; autophagy of mitochondrion; autophagosome assembly. Gene Ontology annotation, molecular function: ubiquitin protein ligase binding. The record is from RefSeq and is a predicted model, not a curated record. The coding region runs from base 1 to 468 and encodes 155 amino acids. Gene Ontology annotation, cellular component: autophagosome; autophagosome membrane; cytosol. Lineage: Eukaryota; Metazoa; Chordata; Aves; Charadriiformes; Charadriidae. The transcript is spliced from 4 exons.